CUAGCCUAGCACUCUCGCUGGAACCUCUGGCCCGAACGUUCCCUUUGCCCUCCGGCUGCGGAGCGGGCGGGAUCCUGCACCGCUGUCGCUGCAGCCCGGGCGGGCGGGGCGGCGGCAGCGGCACGCGAGCCCGGAGGAGGGCCGUACCACCAUUCGCCAGCACGCGGGGGGAGCCGCUCGCCCCGCCGCAAACGCCUCGGCGACCCCGCGGGGCUGAGGCGUCGCCGCGCCCGGGAGCUUGAGCGCCGAGCCGGCCUCGACCCCGAGCUCGGAGCCCCGCGGGCAGCGCCCGCCGCCGGCCCCACCCAUCCGGGCCGAGGAGGCCGCGACCAUGGCUGAGAUGGAGGAGCGGAGCCUGGACAACUUCUUCGCCAAGAGAGACAAGAAGAAGAAGAAGGAGCGGAGCAACCGGGCGGCAAGCGCCGCGGGUUCGGCGGGCGUCGCCGGCGGGAGCAGCGGAGCCGCGGGCGCGGCGGGCGGUGGGGCGGGCGUGGGGACCCGGCCGGGCGACGGCGGGACCGCGGGCGCGGGGGCCACGGGCCCCGGGGCCGCCACCAAGGUUGUGACAAAGGAUGAAGAUGAGUGGAAAGAAUUUGAGCAAAAAGAGGUUGAUUACAGCGGCCUAAGAGUUCAAGCAAUGCAAAUAAGUGAAAAGGAAGAAGAUGAAAAUGAAAAAAGAGAAGAUCCAGGUGAUAACUGGGAAGAAGGCGGAGGAGGUGGUGGUGGUGUAGAAAAAUCUUCAGGUCCCUGGAAUAAAACAGCUCCGGUACAAGCACCUCCUGCUCCAGUAGUUGAAACCCCAGAACCGACAAUGACUAGUGGCGUGUAUAGGCCUCCUGGGGCCAGGUUGACCACAACAAGGAAAGCACCCCAAGGACCACCAGAAAUCUACAGUGAUACACAGUUCCCAUCCCUGCAGUCCACUGCCAAGCAUGUAGAAAGCCGGAAGGAUAAAGAAAUGGAGAAGAGCUUUGAAGUAGUAAGACACAAAACUAGAGGUAGGGAUGAGGUUUCAAAAAACCAGGCCCUUAAACUUCAGCUAGACAACCAGUAUGCUGUGCUUGAGAAUCAGAAAAGCAGCCACACACAGUACAAUUAAGGAAUGGUGUUUGCUAACCCUUCUAAGGUAACUAGACCACAGCUAACCACCACGGACAGCCAUCAUCAUCUGAUCUCUGCUGGAUCUACAACUGAUGCAGACCACUCGGUAUACGGGACCGGCCCUAUUGCACUAUGGAAGUUUAAAGUAUCACAACUGCUCUUUAUGUGUAUUGGAUUUAGGGAGAUUUUCAUUGUUAUAUAAAUGUGUCAACUAGAUUCAGCAGUGUUCUUUCAGAGUUACUCUGCAAAUACAAAAUAAUCGAAAACUGCAGCCAGUGGUCAUUUCAAAAUCUUUUUAUGUUCAGAUACUGAGCCUUCGUAAGGGUUGACUACCUCAGAUUUGCUGCACUCAUUGUGGACUUCAUGUGGAUCACAACUUCUGGAUAAGAAGGUUACAGCUUUUAAGUGUCGAUGUGAAACUUGAAACCAGCUCUACUGGAUUCCUAUCAGAAAUCCUGCAGAAAGUCAGCCAUCUUCUGGGUUCUGAUCUGCUGUAAAAGAUGAAGAUUUAAGUGACCUUAAUUAACCUGUCCUGUGCCCCAUUCAUAAGGAACACUCUGUAGUGGGUAUUAGACUUCCUGGAACAUGCCGCUCUCUAAAGAACUGAUGUGUUCAGAUAAUCUGUGUAGGGCUGUGAUUUAUAAUUUAAACUUUGAGUUGUAUUCUGAGGUAACCACAAAUUAAAUUCAACCAAACUCGGGUCACCAAGUGGGAAAAGGGGUGUGGGGGGGGAAUAAUCUUAUUUUUUUAGUAAUUUUUUAUUUGCGUAGUACUUUUUCUGUGUUCCAUAUUAAGGCUUUUUUUUUCUUUCUUUCUUUCUUUUUUUUUUGCUUUGACUUGGAAUAGUUCUUUGACAGAGCAUAUUGCUUGGCUAAGUAACCUGAAAUAUGCAUUGGAAUUGUGAAACGUCUCAUGAAUUUGCCAAUCCCUAGAGCAGAACCAGAUGGCCUUUGAUACAAAGGGCAGUAGAUGCAGGGGGCUCUACUUCAGGUGCUGCUAAAGCUUCCUCUAAUCAGGUCUAAGUUGUAUAGUAAACUUGUGGAAAGAGUAUAUUUUCUGCUCAGGCCAAGGGAGUCACAGAUGUGUCCUUAUAAAUUCAAAGCAGUGAGAGCAGAACCUCAACCUAAAACCCACUGAAGUUUCAUGGAUCUUGCAUGAUCUCUGACAAGAAUUCCAGAUGCACUUGUGCCCAAACGUUUAAGGUAUUAGACGCAGUGAUUGUCUCAGCCUAGCUCUGUCAUCAACCUCCUGGUGUGUCUUUUUACGUUGUUCAUUUGGAGAGUCAGGGGCGAAAGACAGGUGAUGUAGCACUUCUGUUUUUAAUGAUUACAGCUUAAACUAUCCAGUAAUUUUUAGUCCUGGAAAAGGACAUCAGGACGCUACCCAGGAUUACUGAAAAGUCUUUCCAUCUAAUGAGAUAGUCUGGUAAUUUCCUAGUUUUGUAUCUUCGGUUCAAUAGAAAUAUUUCAAAGUGGCAUGUGACCACUUGAUGCAGAGUCUGGAUUUCUCUGUAAUAAAAUCCCUUUGCCAAAUGUAGGAGUUGCAGACUUGCUACUGGCAAGAGUGAAGCAAAUGGGUGAGUAAAACUAUCCUGAUGUGGGAGCAUUUUCCUCUAGGAGUUCAGUCUUGAUAAGUGUCAGUGCAGGAAUCGCACUCCUAGGAGUGUUACAGAGUCAUCUACUGUCAGAUGCGAACCAUAUCUGGGCAAUAAUGUUGGCAUUAUUUGAAGUGGCAGGCAGGAUGCCUACGUUCUGGUGUACUUGGGUGAGUAGCUGAGCCAGCCAAGGAGAGGUUGGAUGAGUGAGAAACAAAGGAUUCUUGGUUAAUCUGAAGACUUCAUUUGAGAACCAAAAAUCUUUUAACAAAUAACCUCUUGGACCUUGAGCCACAUAUUUCCCCUAAAAAGUAUGCAUUUUUUUCCAGCAAAAUUUCGUUGGGGGUUAUGUUAUUGAGGAAUGAACUGAGACGAAUAUGUGGAAAUGUUACUUAAUGGCAUAGAAAUCUGAAGACCUGCAGGAGAUUUAAAAUUCCAACCCUUCUUAUAACUUUUUAAAAGAUUGUGAAAUUAUCAAAAUGCACAUGAAUCAAGUUUUAAUAUGCUGUAUGAUGGGUGGAUGAGGCUGUCCAUUGUACCAUUUCUUUCUUUGAAUUCUCAGGCAUGGUUUGGCAGUGCAAAAACUCUGUAACAUUAACAAAUUCAAUAAAAAGUAAAUAUGUA
Messenger RNA from Orcinus orca (killer whale), 3319 nucleotides. It is a transcript of the gene CDV3, whose product is annotated as CDV3 homolog. The record is from RefSeq and is a predicted model, not a curated record. Gene Ontology annotation, cellular component: cytoplasm. The transcript is spliced from 5 exons. Lineage: Eukaryota; Metazoa; Chordata; Mammalia; Artiodactyla; Delphinidae. The coding region runs from base 332 to 1099 and encodes 255 amino acids.